Ctenocephalides felis (cat flea) is the source of this 4443-nucleotide messenger RNA. Its product is annotated as Fanconi anemia group D2 protein-like. Gene Ontology annotation, biological process: double-strand break repair involved in meiotic recombination; interstrand cross-link repair; mitotic intra-S DNA damage checkpoint signaling. The transcript is spliced from 16 exons. Gene Ontology annotation, cellular component: nucleus; condensed chromosome. Gene Ontology annotation, molecular function: DNA polymerase binding. NCBI's taxonomy places the organism in Eukaryota, Metazoa, Arthropoda, Insecta, Siphonaptera, Pulicidae. The coding region runs from base 45 to 4382 and encodes 1445 amino acids. The record is from RefSeq and is a predicted model, not a curated record.
UAUUUUGUGAUUUUAAAGUAUUUAUUACUUGUGAGUGAUACAAAAUGUCUAAAAGAUUUGGUCUAGGUUUAUCUAGAAAAAGUAGCGACAAAAGAUGUAGAUUGAGCGGUUCUCAAUUCAUACCACCAACACAGUUAUCUUCGAAUAAUUCAAAAUCAUCUCCAAAAUCUCCACCUUUAAUAGAAGAUGAUAAUGAUGACACCGACUUGUCAGAUAUUUCUUUUAAAGAACCGCAAUUCAAUAGUACGAGAAUUGAAAAUAAUGCUUCACAACCAGUUUUGAGGACAUCACAAUUAAAAUCGGGAUCCCAACAUUCAUUGCGAAAGAAUUUAGUUGUCGAAAAUACAAAAGAAAAAUCUGCUAAAACAUUUUUCCAGGAUGUAUUGGAAAAAAAUGGAAUUUUGUUCAAACCAGAAGAGGAUGUCCAUGCAUCUAGAAUUGAGGCUAACGAAUUGAUUACAAAAAUACGAGAAUAUUUCAAGAAUGAUUUGGACUAUCCAUAUAAUGUCGAUGAAUUUUUAUCAUCUUUCAAGAAGUACAUAACAGACAAAGCAAGAUUCAAAAAACUUUUGACUGGAUCUAUUUUACUUCCUGAGGAAAAUUCACCUAUUUUAGAACAUGUACAGAUGAGCAUAUUGCAAAUGCUAUUAAGAAUAGACUUUAUUCAGACAAAGUUAAUUAAUAUACUUUUCGAUGAAUUAAUAACUUAUGUAUUACAAGAAAAUAUAUCUGGUGAAAUGUAUUGGAUAAGAAGUAUUUUAGGUCAAUUUCGGGAAUUGGAAUCCUUUGAAGAUGGGGAAAAUCUUUUAAAGAGAUUAUUUGCAAUAAUAGAAACUUCAGGAGAUAAUGAACUAGCACAGCAUGAGCUUAUUUGGAGUUUACCACAGAUUACACCUGAUAAUCUUCACAAUUCAAUAGCUUUAGAGCUCAGUCGCAUUCUUCAAGAUAAUUUUUCUUUAACAAAUGUGAUUUUGGAUAAUUUGGGAUGUUUAUGGCUUUCACCAAAUGUGAGAGCACAAAUUGAUGACCAGAUUUUAGAGCUACUGAAGGCAGACGCGCCGCUAGAAAAAAUGCAUAACUUUACUAAAUAUUUAAUGUGGAGAUGUAAUCCGGAAAAUGCUCAGCAUAUUAUUACAGGUUUGCGAGCAAAUUUAGAUUGGGGGCCUUUGGUUCAUUCUUCUGAUGAGCACUACAAAGCUGAGAGAUUUACAAGCCAGGUGCUUACAUUUGGUAUAAUUCGAGAUUCUCUAAGAAAUUUUUUGAUCGAUAUUUGGAGCAAAUUAUUGUUUUCAUAUCAAUCACACAAGGAUAUCAAACCAUUUGAUAUAAUUAUGAUCUUCUUAUUAUGUAUAACAUCUGUUAAACGAAAACAGUAUUUUUUCACCAUAACAUGCAAACGAAUAAUAGACAGCAUAUUAAGGCCAGAUGUAUUAGAGAAAACAUUCAAGGAUUACUAUCCCGUUUUCAAAGAUAAUUUUCAAGAGUUUAUUAUUCUCUUCACCAAAUUUUUAAAAAGCAAGUAUACAACAGUGUCAGCUUUUGGGGGAUUAUGCUAUAAAUUUUAUUUAUAUUAUCAAGAUGAUAGUAGUAAUACACCUGCGUUUUCAAGUCAUAUAACCAAAACAGUUUUGAUCGAGUUAGUGCAAUUAGUGAAAUUUUCUGAAACAACAUGUACUAUAGUUUUAACUGUUCUCUUGGAAUUGUGUGCAAAUCAUGCACGUCAUUUAUGCCAUAAUGCUGUUUUGCUGAAUAAAUUACUUUAUUCUAUCGAUUCAAUGACUGUGGUUCAAGUUCGUAUGGCAAUGAAUAUUUUGUGCAGUGCUGCUUUCCCAUUAAAUGAACAAAACUCAGGCUUUUCAUUACAAGAUGAUAUUCGAAUAUAUACUCCAAAAUGGUUGUCAUCAUUUUUAACAAUAGAAAAGAGGAAAGGAAUCGUUUGCUGUGUGGCGGUGGUACAACAUAUAGCAAAAAAACACCUUGACAAUAAUAGUGAAAUAUCCAGUGCACCAAGCAUUCCUUCAGUUGAAAACUCUCAAGAUCUACCACAACAUGGUAAAUGUAAAGAUGCAGCAUCUAUGAUUGAUUCUAUGUUUAUGUUAAUAUCAGGAUAUCCCGAUCUAGAGGGGAUGGCAUAUGAUGAACUAGCUAGCAUGGUACAAAUGCACCAUUCAGAGCUCGAUGAUCAAUUUAGUAGCUGGUUGUGUAAUAGAAUUACAAAUGAUUUUAAACGAUUCUUCACUACAGAUAAAAUUGCAAAUGAAGUAUUGAAUGGUUGUCAUAUCAAAGAAAUGUUCUGCAUAAACGAGCGAAAUCACAAAAAUCAUCAGGCUCUUAUCAAUAUAGCACCAGUUGUUUUCAAGUGUUAUAGGGAUUGUAGUGCUGUCAAUAUAAGUGCUUUAUCACCUCUUUUUCGUUUACUAAGGCUUUUGAAAGUUGAGUCUGGUUCUAAUUUGAACUUUGUUAAUACAAUUCUUGACUAUGGAGUUGCCAUGCCAGUUGUUGAAGAUUUAGAUGAUUUUGAGGAAAUAUCUUUUGAACAACGUAGUCCUGUACUAGACUGCAUAUUUCAUUGUAUCAAUUGGUUUAGAGAAUUAAUUAGUGCAUUUUUAUUCAUGCCUGAAAUGGAACAAAAAGUUCUUAAACGAUUGAAGAGCACUAUCAAUAUGGAGAAAAAAUUCCAUAGCUUAUUAUCGCUUAAUGGUCUAGAUUAUAAACCGCCAUCUUCAAAUUUUCACAAAGAAAGAGACUUAGAAGUUGCAAUAACGAAGAAACCUCCAAAGAAAGGUGGUACUAAAAAAGCACAAAAUAAAGAUACUAUUCAGAUUGAAGAUACUACUACUGCUAAUCCUCAAGCAAAUAUAAAAAAUCAUAAACCAACAAUAGAUCCAUGUGGAAAAAUAUUCAGAGCAUAUGAUAAUAGUUUGAUAAUACUACUGAAAAAAAAAUUGUUAGUAAGUAAUAAAGAAGAGAGCAUAACUAUGGAUGAAAUGUCGUAUAUACUUCAAAAUGUUAUCUAUAAAUUAGAAAUCUUAAAUGGUAAAAGUAAAUUAUCAGAGGAACAAAAUUUUAUGGAAGCACCUGAAGUUUUAAUGAAGGAAAUUAUUCCUAUCAUACCCAAUGUAUUAGAGAAUUUUAACGAAAUUUGCAAUAUAUUAGUUGAUGUUUUGAAGGAAUGUGAUUAUAUAAAAGAUGCUAAUGUAAUGUAUUUCGAGAAAACAAUGCAAGCUAAAACUUGCCUAUUUUUGUUACAAAAGUUUUUUUCAUCUAUAUUUGGUUGGACAGGAUUUACCAUUUCAAAAAAUAAGCCAUUAUUUAAAGAGUUACUUGGUGGAUUUCCAAGAAGCUGUGAUUCUGAAGAAAAAAGUAUGCAUGAUUUAGUAGUAUCUGCUGCAAACUUUUUCCUUGGACAUAGAUCAGUUAUUAUAACAUUACCUUGUGCCGCCAAUUUAAUAAAAAUAUUAAAUGCUUUAACUCAAUAUAUUGAAGACAAUGAUUUAGAAAGUAAACUCAUUACAUUAUCACAUGAAUUUUUAAGUGAAGAAUGGUAUGAUGAAACAGGUGCAAUAGAGAAAGGAAGAAAUUCCAAUUUAAACCUAGAAAUAGUAUUGAAAAAUUAUUUUCACAAGGCAGAUGUCAAAAAAAUUGUACAGAAUGUUAACUGGUUAAGAGAGGAAAUUGCAGCAGCAGAUAAAAAAAAAUAUCAUCUAAAGACUUUUCCUUGUUUUCACAAGUCCAAUUUCCCACUACUAUACAGGAAUGUAUUUCAUGCAUUUAUUCAAGCUGUUCGUGAUCGAAUAUUAAAACCAUUAUCGAGUACUCAGCACUUAAGAUUUUGGGAAGCUAUAAUGAACACAUUAGGAAAACUAAUGUUAUUGGCCAAAGAACAAGAUUCAAAAAUAAUCAUUAACAUUUUUAUAAAACAAUCUCCUAUGAUACUUAAGAUUUUUUUAAAACAAGGUUUGUCCGGGCUAGAAGUUUUGCUAAGGAAUAACACAGAGGAUGUAACUAAUAUAUUAAAAACAAUGCAGCAGAGUACUAGAUUUAUAAAUUCUAUUUGUGUUCAGGCUAAAACAACAAAAGAUGUAACAUUGAUGUCUUGCGUUCCCACUGUUCUUAGAAUUUUAGAGACAAUUGUUUAUAAAGUAAAAGCUGUUCUUGUAGCAAAUAAAUGUCCUACAGCUUUUAUUAUGGGAAAUCUAAUUAACAGAAAUGUUAAAGGUGAAAUUAUUGCAACACAGAGUACUAGUGUAACAGAAAGUAAUAAUGAUUCCGAAGAUCAAUUUCCACCCAGUAAUUCUGAAUCAGAAUUAGAAUCGGAUUCAGAGCCUGAGGAAUGUGAAAAACAUGGGAAAAACAGAGAAUCAAGAAGUAAUCUUUACUAGGUAUUACUAGUUAUAUUUUAUUGUAUAUGUAUAUACAUUAUAAUUACAAUCCAUAUCAACG